Molecule: messenger RNA, 837 nt
Organism: Arabidopsis thaliana (thale cress)
Lineage: Eukaryota; Viridiplantae; Streptophyta; Magnoliopsida; Brassicales; Brassicaceae
Product: AP2/B3-like transcriptional factor family protein
Exons: 2
Coding region: 239-643 (134 amino acids)
Cellular component (GO): nucleus
Molecular function (GO): DNA binding
Source: RefSeq, marked reviewed
AAAGCAGUGAUUGGUCAAAAGGUGGCAAGUUGUUUGACUAUGACAUCAAUUCCUCAUUUCAUCUUUUUGAUUUACAGAGAAAAUUGAAAUAGUCCACUCGGGACCAUUGAAGCUCUCUCUCUGUUUCUGCAUUACAAAAAGUGUUUGUUUUCAAGGUUUCUCUCUUUCACUUCUCUUUGUUUUCUUCAUUUCAAUUUCUGGAUUUUGCUUGUAGCUACAUUUGGUCUCACUCUAUUCCAUGGCUGACACUGGUGAGGUUCAAUUUAUGAAGCCUUUCAUCUCAGAAAAGUCAUCUAAAUCAUUGGAAAUCCCCUUGGGAUUCAACGAAUACUUCCCAGCACCAUUUCCAAUAACUGUGGACCUCCUGGACUAUAGUGGGAGAUCUUGGACGGUUAGGAUGAAGAAAAGAGGAGAGAAAGUGUUUCUUACAGUUGGUUGGGAGAAUUUUGUAAAAGAUAACAAUCUCGAAGAUGGCAAGUAUUUGCAGUUCAUCUAUGACCGCGACAGGACCUUUUAUGUUAUCAUAUAUGGUCAUAACAUGUGUAGCGAAUAUAGAGACUUCCCUCAAGUCGCAGUAGAGGUUGAUGACUAUGAAAACGGUGAAGAAGAAGAAGACGGCGACGAUCAAGACAAACAUCAGUAACUAAAAUUUGGGUCUACUUUAAGUUGCUUUAAGUUUAAGUAGUCAGUUUUCAUGUUGGAUUUAUGUAACCAGUUGUUUAGUUUAAAUAUUACGAAUACUAGUAUUUGCUUUCUGCUACAUUCUUUGGAACAUGGUUUAAAAGAUUUACUGUGUAUUGCUAUCAUUUUUGUGAUAAUUGUAUUUGGUGAAGUAGA